AUGAGUCUUUCUGCGCAAGAGGCAAUAGCAUAUUUGCGGCAGUUUGUCAAUGACAACAGUGGUGCGAGGUUUUACGUGUUCCCAGAGCCCACAGCUGCCGUCAAUGCCCAGGCACUGUCUUUUAUGGAAUGCUGCUGGAACUCCGCGGUAGAAAACGGCAAAGAAGCCACUGCGUCAACCCCAAACAGGGUUGCAUUGUCCAGCUUUACCAGCAAUAAUAACGGCACCACGUCUACAGCUGGAGCUGUGACCGUAGAAGGCUUUCAGCUACCCCUCAAAAAUGCGCCAGACAAAGCCUCAGUGGUGUUUUACGAUACCCCGUUGUUUGCUUCCCCAAUAACGCACUCAACGAUUCCAAGCGAUGCGGGUGGUUUUUUCUCUACUGCUGUUGUUCCUGGGGAACAAAAUGCGGGUUGCCGGCGUGGUCGCAACGGCGUUGCAUGGGUUGUUUUGUGA
Molecule: messenger RNA, 456 nt
Organism: Trypanosoma rangeli
Lineage: Eukaryota; Euglenozoa; Kinetoplastea; Trypanosomatida; Trypanosomatidae
Exons: 1
Coding region: 1-456 (151 amino acids)
Source: RefSeq, a predicted model, not a curated record